CGCUUGCUAGCUCCGCCGCGCUCUGAGGUGUGUGGGGCGUCGAGCCCCCAGUCCCGGUGAGGCGCGGCGCGGCGGGAUGCGGCGGCGGCCGUGGCGGGGUCGCGGGCCGGGCGGGCGGACGCGGUGAUGAGCGUCGGCGGCCACCGCCAUGUCCAAGGUAACGGCGCCCGGGCCCGGACCGCCGGCGGCGGCAGCGGGCGGGAAGGAGAAGCGCUCUUUCAGCAAGCGGCUGUUCCGGAGCGGCCGCGGGGGCGGCGGCGGCGGCGGCGCUGGGGGCCCCGGGCCGGCCGCGCCCUCCUCGCCCUCGUCGGCGCGCUCGGUGGGUAGCUUCAUGAGCCGCGUCCUCAAGACGCUGUCCACGCUCUCACACCUUAGCUCUGAGGGCGCCGCCCCGGACCGCGGCGGCCUCCGCAGCUGCUUCCCGCCCGGGCCCACGGCCGCGCCCACGCCGCCGCCGUGCCCGCCGCCGCCCGCCUCGCCCGCGCCGCCCGCCUGCGCCGCGGAGCCGGUGCCCGGGGUGGCGGGGCUCCGGAACCACGGCAACACGUGCUUCAUGAACGCCACGCUUCAGUGCCUCAGCAACACCGAGCUCUUCGCCGAGUACCUGGCGCUCGGCCAGUACCGGGCGGGGCGGCCCGAGCCCUCGCCUGACCCCGAGCAGCCCGCGGGGCGCGGCGCGCAGGGCCAGGGUGAGGUCACCGAGCAGCUGGCGCACCUGGUGCGGGCCCUCUGGACCCUGGAGUACACCCCGCAGCACAGCCGCGACUUCAAGAGUAUUGUGUCAAAGAAUGCACUGCAGUAUCGGGGAAAUUCCCAGCAUGACGCCCAGGAGUUUCUGCUGUGGCUUUUGGACCGAGUUCAUGAAGACCUCAAUCAUGCUGUGAAGCAGAGUGGCCAGCCUCCUCUGAAGCCACCGUCAGAGACUGAUAUGAUGCCCGAGGGACCAUCUUUUCCUGUCUGUAGCACUUUCGUACAAGAACUUUUUCAAGCCCAGUACAGAUCUUCUUUGACGUGUCCUCAUUGCCAGAAGCAGAGCAACACUUUUGAUCCUUUCCUCUGCAUUUCUUUGCCAAUUCCACUACCCCACACAAGGCCUCUGUAUGUCACUGUAGUGUAUCAAGGGAAAUGUUCUCACUGCAUGCGGAUUGGUGUGGCCGUGCCUCUGUCUGGGACUGUUGCCAGACUUCGGGAAGCAGUGUCUAUGGAAACAAAGAUCCCCACUGAUCAGAUUGUGUUAACAGAAAUGUACUAUGAUGGGUUCCAUCGUUCCUUUUGUGACACAGACGACCUGGAAACAGUCCAUGAAAGCGACUGCAUUUUUGCCUUUGAGACUCCAGAAAUAUUUAGGCCUGAAGGAAUUCUCAGUCAAAGAGGAAUCCACUUAAACAACAACCUAAACCACUUGAAAUUUGGCUUGGAUCAUUAUAGACUGUCUUCUUCUACACAAGCAGCAGCAAAGCAGGGGAGAGCGGACUUAACCCCCGCGAGAACAGGAAGCGACAAGAUUGUUCUGUUAGUGUGUAACCGAGCCUGCACUGGGCAGCAAGGGAAAAGAUUUGGACUACCUUUUGUGCUGCACUUAGAGAAGACAAUAGCAUGGGACCUUCUGCAGAGGGAAAUCUUGGAGAAGAUGAAGUAUUUCUUGAGGCCCACAGUUGGCAUUCAGGUGUGUCCAUUCAGUUUGCGAGUGGUCAGUGUUGUGGGAAUAACAUACUUGCUGCCCCAGGAGGAGCAGCCCCUGUGCCACCCAACAGUAGAAAGGGCACUAAAAUCUUGUGGACCAGGUGGCACUGCUCACGUGAAAUUAGUGGUAGAAUGGGACAAGGAGACAAAAGAUUUCUUGUUUGUAAAUACCGAAGAUGAGUAUAUCCCUGAUGCAGAAAGUGUCCGGCUGCAAAGGGAGCAUCACCAUCAGCCUCAAACUUGCACUUUAUCCCAGUGUUUCCAACUCUACACCAAAGAGGAGCGGCUUGCCCCAGAUGACGCCUGGCGGUGCCCGCACUGCAAGCAGCUGCAGCAGGGUAGCAUUACGUUAAGCCUCUGGACUCUGCCUGACGUGCUUAUCAUACACCUAAAGCGAUUCCGACAGGAAGGAGACAAGCGUAUGAAACUUCAGAACAUGGUCAAGUUCCCUCUGACUGGCCUGGACAUGACACCUCACGUGGUUAAGAGAAGCCAGAGCAGCUGGAGUUUGCCAUCCCAUUGGUCUCCAUGGAGACGGCCCUACGGACUCGGGCGGGACCCUGAGGACUACAUCUAUGACCUGUAUGCUGUGUGCAAUCAUCACGGCACCAUGCAAGGGGGGCACUACACAGCAUACUGCAAGAACUCGGUGGACGGCCUCUGGUACUGCUUCGACGACAGUGACGUGCAGCAGCUGUCGGAAGACGAGGUCUGCACGCAGACGGCGUACAUCCUCUUCUACCAGAGGCGGACAGCUAUACCGUCAUGGUCGGCCAACAGCUCGGUGGCAGGCUCCACAAGUUCCUCCUUGUGUGAACACUGGGUGAGCCGGCUCCCGGGGAGCAAGCAAGCCAGCGUGACCUCUGCAGCUUCCUCCAGACGCACCUCCCUGGCCUCGCUGUCUGAGUCUGUGGAGAUGACUGGGGAAAGGAGUGAAGAUGAUGGAGGUUUCUCAACUCGACCGUUCGUGAGAAGCGUCCAGCGCCAGAGCUUGUCAUCCAGAUCUUCUGUCACCAGCCCCUUGGCCGUCAAUGAAAAUUGCAUUAGACCUUCCUGGUCCCUGUCUGCUAAGCUGCAGAUGCGCUCCAGUUCCCCUUCCCGCUUCUCAGGGGACUCUCCGAUUCACACCUCCGCCUCCACCUUGGAGAAGAUCGGGGAAGCGGUGGACGACAAAGUUUCCAUCUCUUGCUUUGGUAGCUUGAGGAACCUGUCCAGCAGUUACCAGGACUCAAGCGAUGGUCACAGUCGACGGGAGCACAAGGCUGUGGGCCGGGCCCCUCUGGCUGUCAUGGAAGGUGUGUUCAAAGACGAAUCAGACACCCACAAGUUGAACUCCGGUGUUGUAGACACACAGAGCAAAAGCUCAGCACAAGGGGAUCAGUUGCCCCCCAUAUCUGGUCCAUUUGAUAACAAUAACCAGAUUGCUUAUGUGGAUCAGAGCGAUUCUGUAGACAGCUCUCCAGUCAAAGAGGUGAAACCUCCAAGCCACCCAGGCUCCCUCGCAAAGAAAUCGGAGAGCACAGCCAGGAGAUCCCCCAGCUCCAGGGGCGCUCCUGAGCCAGACAGAAGCUUGCGGAAGGGGAGACCAGUCUUGGCCAGCCAGGAAUCAUCUCUUUCCAGUACAUCCCCUUCUUCUCCUGUUCCUGUAAAAGUUUCUGUAAAGCCCUCCCGCUCCCGAAGCAAAGCCGAUUCUUCUUCCAGGGCCAGUGGACGGCAUUCCUCCCCUGCCCCCCAAAAGGAGUCCUCCCCCAAAUCCCAGGACUCUGUGUCAUCUCCCUCGCUCCAGAAGCAGAAGUCAGCUUCUUCCCUCACCGACAGUGCUUCCUCCACAUCCACCAAAAAAGCCUCAGGCCCUGCCCUGAGGGGCCCCUUCCCUCCUGGGAAGAGCAGGACUUCAGACAGGAGCUUAAGCAGAGAGGGCUCCAGGCAAAGCCUGGCUUCCGACAGAGCCAGCGUCACCUCCAGCCCCAAACCCAGUUCCCCUCGCGUGAGCCAGGCCAGAGCCGGCGACGGCAGGGGAGAUGGAAAGCACGUCCGCAGCUCCUCCAUGGCCAGCCUGCGCUCCCCCAGCAUGAACAUGAAGGCUGGUCUGAAGAGGGACAGCAAGUCGGAGGACAAGGGGCUGUCCUUCUUCAAGUCAGCCUUGAGACAGAAGGAAACCCGGCGGUCGACGGAUCUUGGCAAGACAACCUUGCUGUCCAAGAAGGUGGGCGGGAGCUCAGUCAAGUCCGUCUCUAAGAGUGCAGCGGAUGACAAGGCAGAGAAAGGCUCCCAGGCGCUAGGCUCCCAGCAGCCAAAUGUGAAUGCAGUUGGAAAAGAGCAGCUUGCCUCCAAGGACCCUGCUUCUGCUAAACAUUCCCUGCUGUCCGCCCGCAAAUCCAAGUCUUCCCAGCUAGAUUCUGGAGUGCCCUCGUCUCCUGGUUGCAGGCAGUCUGCUGAGAAAUCCUCAAAAAAGUUACCUUCUAGCAUGCAAACCAAUGCACGGCCUUCUCAAAAACCUCAGUGAUAUUUCUGCAAUCCAAGUGUUUUAUCUGUAAAGAUGUUAAUUUAUUUAGAACCCCUUCCCUCCCACCAAAGCCCUCUAUGCUUUUGUUUUGUAUUUUUUGGGUCACGUGCCUGACGUACGUGUGUGUGUGUGUGUGUGUGUGUGUGUGUGUGUGUGUGUGUGUGUGUGUAGAAUUCAAUUGCAAAUUGUUAAAAGCAUCGCCUUAUUCUGCCAUUGAACCAAAUAACAGCCAUAGGCAAAGCAUUGAUACCAAGUUAACUGGAAUAAUUGCAGACGAUACCCUGGACGGUCCCUUUAGCAAUUGUACAUAUUUCUUUCUAGAGAACUCUAAUGACUUUCGUUGGACGCUAGGGAUUUGAAACCUUUGAACCAGUUAAGCUGUCAUUAGUGUGCUCUGUAGAAGGAUGAAUUAUUUGACUUGGGUUUCAUCUGAGCAGAAUUUGUCCUCACUGCGUGUGGAUUGUCAUGUGGCACCAGAAGCUCUAAAAACUGUGACACUAACAGUGAAACAAACCGAGGGAAGACUGUCGCUUUCUGCACUUUGGCCCCAUCUGCCAGUCUUUGUAAAGGGCAAUAUUUUAACACUAAUGUUUCUCAGGUAUAUGCUCAGCUAGUCUAGGAUGGGUGCACAUCAGUGAGAGGAUCGAAGAAGAAGGUGGCCUGUGGGUGGCUGUCAUUUCUCCUACUGCCACAGAUAGAAGUUUUUAGAGGUAGAAAUGAAGUCUUUCACCACCUUCACGUCUGCAAAGAUGUCCCUACCAUAAGCUGUCUUGACCCUUGGGAUAUGUCCUAAGAGGUGGCAAAUUGGAUAGCUGGAAAGCCAGUCACUAGUAGUUAAUUUUUUUUUUUUCCCUGUAAAUUUGCUAGCUAAGGUCAUUGGGAUUUUGAAAUGUAGUAGAGCAGUUAAUACCUUUGAAAGAUUCCUGGGGAAAACAAUGGAUUCUAAACUGGAUGCAUAAAUCUGCCAUUUUCCUUCUCUGGUGUUGGUUUUUUCCACGUUAGAAGUUGAAAGCUCCAUGCUGCACCAUGUGUGCUUGCCUUUGUUUCCUCAUCUUGUAACAUGGAGAGGAAAGAAGUUGCCUAAUGCCAGCAGUUAGUGAUGGUAUGUUAGAACGAUGUGUGACAAAGUGUUAUACGCACACUUCCGGUCCUGCCUGUCAGUCUUAGUUGUGACUGUUUUUCAGGAACUCAUUAAUUUCUUCUUUGUGCUGAAGAUUUAAUCUCUUACCCAGAAACUCACAAGCAGGAUGGAGCAUGUUCCAUCUGGCAUUGUCAGUGCAAGUUGCAUUUCUUGUUUAGGAAAAAAGGGAACCUCACAGAAAUCCAAAGAUA
Messenger RNA from Balaenoptera ricei (Rice's whale), 5521 nucleotides. RefSeq names its product ubiquitin specific peptidase 31 (gene USP31). The record is from RefSeq and is a predicted model, not a curated record. The transcript is spliced from 16 exons. Gene Ontology annotation, biological process: protein deubiquitination. Lineage: Eukaryota; Metazoa; Chordata; Mammalia; Artiodactyla; Balaenopteridae. Gene Ontology annotation, molecular function: cysteine-type deubiquitinase activity. Bases 149 to 4189 code for a protein of 1346 amino acids.